AUGUAUCAAAUGGCUGUCUCUCCUUUCUCAAAGCUGGAGAGCUUCAAGCUUGGAAGAUCAAGAAAAGCGAGAACGGGAACUCCUAGAGCUGCUGGAGCGCCUAACCUGGCUGUUACGCUACCGUCGCCCGCCUCUGAUCAGCAUUCCAAUACUCCGAAGCACACAUCAGAUACGCAGAGUAGUAAUUGGCAUAUCAUAUCCAUUCUCUCUCCACCAAAAGAUCUCAAGGCUCUGGGACACUAUACUCUUCCUCCGUCAUCUCUAUCUCCAAAUCAACAUGAACUACCCUCACUCCAGAACUCUUCCAGAGAACAAUCCAAUCGGAAAUACACAGACAUUGAAUAG
This is a messenger RNA of Capsicum annuum, 345 nucleotides long. The record is from the annotation of a RefSeq genome assembly. Lineage: Eukaryota; Viridiplantae; Streptophyta; Magnoliopsida; Solanales; Solanaceae.